UUAACGGCCGCCUGAAGUCGGAACAACAACUCGGAAAAGCAGAGAACAUUUUAGCACUUUUUCAGCACACUUUGACGACAAUGUUAAUGACAGUUCAGCGUUCAUGUUGUUUCCACUUUACCAUGUAAAAGCACAUGAACCCACCGAGAGCGACUUCACAACACGCGAUCAUACAAGGAGCACUUGAACGCAACGUCCACAUUCGGCACUCUGUUAUGCUGCACUUGAAGAGCGAAGGGGCGGGGAACAAGUUAUCAAGUCCAGAAACUUUGGUUUUAAGUAAUUUAUCUAACAUGUUGCAGUUGAAAGCUCUGGAGCUUCUGUUCUUCUGGUUCUGCCUGCUGACUGUGUCUGGAAUAACUCCUGGACACAUGGAUACAAACGGGUCGGGUGACGUCAGAAUGGUUGUGAAAGAAGGACGUGACGCCAUUUUACCCUGUUCCCUCAGCAACAAGCAGAACGUUGAGUCAGAAGUCUUUGACUGGAAGAAAGAUGGUCCGAAGGAGGUUUUCUUUUAUGAUGGAGGCCUUCAUUAUAAUAACGGCCGUCCAGGUCAAGAUCAGCAGUUCAAAGGUCGCGUCUCACAUUUUCAAGAAGAACUGAAAUACGGCAACGCCUCCAUCAUUAUCAGUAAAACGAAGGUGACCGACAGAGGAAACUACACCUGUGAUUUUCCACUUCUUCAGCCAAGACAGAUAUUCAACAUUCAGCUUGUUGUUGAUCUCACCUUCAGAAACCGUUUAAACGAAAUCACAGGUGCAGCUGCAGAGCCGUCCAUCACGAUAGUUGACAUCACAGAGUUUGGGGUCCUGCUGCAGUGUGAAGUUAGAGGUGCUUUUCCUAAACCUACAGUAGAGUGGCAGGACAGGGCUGGAAACAAACUUCCUGCUGAGGAGCCACAGGUCUCAGAAAGAGAAGGUCACUUCUACAUCACCCUCCAAACCACUGUGACCAAGACCGAAACCAAUCAGUUCCACUGUGUAGUCCAGCAGGACGACAUCGGUCAUAUAAUCAGUAGUAACAUCACUUUGCCAGAGAAACUGUUUGAGGACACGUGCAGCAGAGGGGACGUCACAGGAUGGUUGGGUGGAAUUUUUUUGGGAGCUGUAAUUCUUGCUGCAGUUCAAGGUUUGCUAGUAGCUACAAAGAUCAUCACAGUACGCUGUAAUAAAGGAGCAGCUGAUGAGAAACAGAAAAAUGGGAAGAAAAACAAAAGAGGGGAGGAAUCAAACCUGCAGGCUCCACUAGGUUCUCGUCCCCAGGAAAACGGUUUUUGUAGAGCUCAUUCAGAGGAGGUGUAAAGGUGUGUGUGAAUGUACUGAAUCAUGUAGAUUAGUCCAAUGCUGUUUUUUUUGUAUAUACUGUAAAUUGUAAAUAUAGAAAAUAAAAAGUACUUGCCAGUCCAGUCAGGGUUAAAGGUUUCAUUGUCUUUCAUCAUGACAGACAAUCACUAGAGCACUUCUCUAACUUAAAUGUACAUUUUACAGCAGGGAAAAUGUUUUUUAAUCGAAAUGACCAACAUUUCUGCAGGUUAUGAGUUCACAAUGGCAACUAUAAAAGAUGAUUUGUUUGAAAAGACAGAAGAGAAAUGUUAUUUAUUUGUAUUUAAUAGGACAUAAUCCUUUCAUAUAAUGAGCCACAUUUAUUUAUAGAUAAUCAGUGAUUUUACAUUUGAAUGUAAUUUAAAAAGCAGAUGUACACACAGUAAUUCUUCUGUUCAAAAUGAGACAGAUGUAAUUUGUUAUUGACUAAAUACAUAAAACAGUUGGGUUCUCACUGAUUUUACAGAAUCAGAUUUACAAUUGUAUACAAAAAAAGGGAAACCGCUAUUAAAAGUUACAAAACUUUAAUGGUGAAAAAAAAUGUGAGACAUUUUCUCCUGAUGAGAAAUAGUCACGUUUUAAUCUCGUCUCCUAUCAUGUAUCUGUAUGCUGGGCCACACAGGGGUUACUUGCUAAAUGCCAGUUAAAUAGGUCGUAUCAACAAAGAUGUAAAAAGUUUCACAAAGAUUAUUUUAUUACUGGAUUCUGUAUAGAUUUUUUACUCUUACGUCUCCAUUUUAUUUCUGAACCUUGUUUGUUGCUUUUGUUUUACUUUGUUGUCAAAAUGUGAUUAUCCACUGGAAAAAUAUAAAUAAAUAUAAUAUAA
Messenger RNA from Micropterus salmoides (largemouth bass), 2148 nucleotides. RefSeq names its product butyrophilin-like protein 1. NCBI's taxonomy places the organism in Eukaryota, Metazoa, Chordata, Actinopteri, Centrarchiformes, Centrarchidae. The transcript is spliced from 7 exons. The record is from RefSeq and is a predicted model, not a curated record. Bases 135 to 1301 code for a protein of 388 amino acids.